AUGAAUGAUGACCUGCUCUUCACGGGUGCUAUGCAUCUGGACAUGCUGCAGUGGCUGCAGGUGCAGCCCACGGUGCUGCCGGAGGACGGGAGCCCACGGCGAGGCCAGGACCACGUGGCAGGCAUGGAUCAAGGGGCCGGGGGGGGCCGAGGGGGCCCUGGAGUGGAGGAGAGCUGGGAGCCGUGCAGGGACGAGCGGUGCCUGGACGAGGAAGAGGAGUUCGACCCCGCGGAGGCUGAGAGGAGACGAGCCCAGGAGAAGUUCGCCUACAUCAUCCCCGAAGAGGAGGGCCCACUGGACGCCCAGCUGGCCCGCCGACUGCAGGACAGCGAUGCCAUGACCGACAGGGAGGUCGGGCACCUGAGGAGCCUCUGGCAGCUCCGGCUCGGCGACCGGUGGCGGCUUUACAGGUCUCACCGCCCCGUCCCCCCCCCACGGUGGAUCCCUGGCGAGGAGAGGCCGGCGACACGGCAACCCCGGCACCACAGGCGGUGGCUGAGUGCCUACGGUGCGGCGUUGGAGGAGGCACUGGCGAGGCGGCUGGAGGAGUAUGAGCAGAGCGCAGCCCAGUUGGCCCAGUACCAGCUCCAGAAGGACCUGCAGAUCCUCAGGCAGAGCCGCGUCAUCGGGAUGACGACCACGGGAGCUGCCAAGUACCGCAAGCUGCUGCAGAGCGUCCGGCCCCAGACGGUGAUCGUGGAAGAAGCUGCAGAGAUCCUGGAGGCGCACGUCCUGACCUGCCUCACCGCCUCCUGCAAGCACCUCAUCCUCAUCGGGGACCACCAGCAGCUGAGACCCAAACCAGCCGAUUACACCCUGGAGAAGAAAUACCACCUCGGCAUCUCCCUCUUUGAGCGGAUGAUCAACAACGAGAUCCCCCACGUGCAGCUGCUGUGCCAGCACCGCAUGCGCCCGGAGAUCUCCCAGCUGCUCGUCCCCUUUUUCUACGAGGCGCUGAGGGACCACCCGGCUGUCGGGGGCUACGAGAAGAUCCAGGGCGUCGAGAGCAGCGUCUUCUUCAUCCAGCACGCGGGGGCCGAGGACCUCAGCGGCCACACCGGCAGCUACAGCAACCGCUCGGAGGCCGCUUUCCUGGGGCACCUCCGCAACGGCCAGGUGGCCCCCAUCCGGCAGCUGCUGGCCAGGAGGGACAUGGCCAAGGUUGCCGUCUGCACCGUGGAUGACUUCCAAGGGGAGGAGAGUGACAUCGUCCUGCUCUCGCUGGUGCGCAGCAACCCGGAGGGGCGGAUCGGCUUCCUCGGGGACCGGCACCGCGUCUGCGUGGCUUUCUCCCGCGCCAGAAAGGGCUUCUACUGCAUCGGCGACCUGGAAGGCAUCGCGCGGGGCACCGGCGGCUGGCUCUGGGCCGAGAUCCUGGCCGCCCUGACGAGCAAGGGCCUGGUGGGCGACGGGCUGGCGCUGACCUGCCAAAACCACCCCGAGGUGACGGCGACGGUGGAGAAGGUCCUGCCCCGCUGCGGCCACCGGCAGCGCCUGCCGUGCCACGUGCCGGCCGAGCACUGGCGCUGCCAGGAGCCCUGCCUGCGGCCGCUCGCCUGCGGCCACCCCUGCCCGCGGCGCUGCGGGGACGACUGCGGUGGGGACAACUGCGGUAGGGAUGACUGCCGCAGGGAGGACUGCGGUGGGGAUGACUGCGGUGGGGACGACUGCUGUGGGGACGACUGUGGCGGGGAUGACUGCAGCAGGGACGACUGUGGCAGGGAUGACCGCAGCAGGGACAACUGCGGUGGGCACGACUGCGGCAAGGCGGUGGAGGGGGUCCUGCCGCACAACCAGCCUGCCUGCACCCAGCAAGAGCUGCCUGCUGCCUGCCAGGAGAGCAGUCGGCAGAGCCCGGAGUGA
Haliaeetus leucocephalus (bald eagle) is the source of this 1863-nucleotide messenger RNA. Its product is annotated as NFX1-type zinc finger-containing protein 1-like. The transcript is spliced from 11 exons. Gene Ontology annotation, molecular function: helicase activity. Gene Ontology annotation, cellular component: nuclear RNA-directed RNA polymerase complex. Gene Ontology annotation, biological process: regulatory ncRNA-mediated heterochromatin formation. Bases 1 to 1863 code for a protein of 620 amino acids. The record is from RefSeq and is a predicted model, not a curated record. NCBI's taxonomy places the organism in Eukaryota, Metazoa, Chordata, Aves, Accipitriformes, Accipitridae.